GACGUGUUCGGAACCGUAGGCCACAAGGGGGGCUAGUCAUAAACCGUGCAACACCUGGCGGCACGUCGUUAAUUAUGCAGUGGGCCGCAGCCGCCCUGGCCUCGGCGGCGAUCGCUCUGCUCCUGGACACGGCGGCCGCGAGGCAUCACCAUCGUUCCGGCAAUGGGCACAAACCGUCCGGUGACAUCUCCCUGUGGAUCGACCAGCAACAGAUUAAAAUGUUCAGCGGGCUCGCAAUGGAAAUAUUCGCGAUUACCGAGGGCAGGGUGUUGUCGUAUCUACUGGAUCCGGAUUUCGAGAGUAAACUGCCGAUCAUCCCGAGUGAGGUAACGUACGUGAACUUCACAUGGAAGUCCGGCGUGAAGAAGUACUACUAUAAUUUUUACCGUUUAAAAUCGUACGACGAGUCGAUCCUCAAAACCCCAUCUAUUACGAUCAAAACGCAGGGAAGAGUUCCCAAGAGACCGAAGGAAUUCAGCGUUCUAAUGCCUUGUUCCGGUAAUAACUCGGGUAUAGCGCAAUUGGGGAUCGGUCUGAUGAUCGAGACACGCAAGGGGAAACCUUUAAACGGGACACCCCUUCGUCUUAACCUGAGAAAAGAAUGCACCGUGCGCGAACCCAAUCCUGGACCAUGUCCAGAUGGUUACUUGGGACCACCUCAUUGCAAAAAAGCAUUGUGUUAUCCAAAUUGCAUGAAUGGUGGUAACUGUACUGCUCCUGGUAUUUGCUCUUGCCCGCCAGGAUUUCAAGGACCGUAUUGCGAAGGAGGUAUCUGUACAGAGAAAUGCUUGAACGGUGGAAAAUGUGUACAGAAGGACACCUGUGAAUGUCCUAGAGGGUAUUUUGGAUUACGUUGUGAAUUCUCAAAAUGUGUAAUACCCUGCUUGAAUGGAGGAAAAUGUAAAGGCAACAAUGUCUGCAGAUGUCCUGCAGGUUUCAAAGGUGAUCAUUGUGAAAUUGGUAGACGAUCUCCACAACGUUCUGCUUGUACAAGAGCAUGCAGGAAUGGUACUUGUCAACCUGAUAACACAUGUCUUUGCGAACAAGGAUGGUUUGGAAAAUUAUGUAACAAGAAUAAGCCAUGGGCUUGA
This is a messenger RNA of Dufourea novaeangliae, 1091 nucleotides long. RefSeq names its product protein shifted-like (gene shf). The transcript is spliced from 6 exons. Gene Ontology annotation, biological process: anatomical structure development. Bases 75 to 1091 code for a protein of 338 amino acids. Gene Ontology annotation, cellular component: extracellular region; cell surface. Gene Ontology annotation, molecular function: signaling receptor binding. The record is from RefSeq and is a predicted model, not a curated record. NCBI's taxonomy places the organism in Eukaryota, Metazoa, Arthropoda, Insecta, Hymenoptera, Halictidae.